Molecule: messenger RNA, 4470 nt
Organism: Gamsiella multidivaricata
Lineage: Eukaryota; Fungi; Mortierellomycota; Mortierellomycetes; Mortierellales; Mortierellaceae
Exons: 5
Coding region: 164-4411 (1415 amino acids)
Biological process (GO): phosphorylation; phosphorelay signal transduction system
Molecular function (GO): phosphorelay sensor kinase activity
Source: RefSeq, a predicted model, not a curated record
CUCUCCAGAUCCUGGUUCGAUUUCACUGGUCUGCCAGGAGAUACACGCACAAGCGACAGGUGGAUUAGUGCUAUGCAGUAACCCUGACGACGUCGCUUCGUUUCAGAAGGAAGUGUCACAGAGCUAUAAGACUGGCGUAUACAAGGAUUGCGAGUUCAGGCUGAUGCGAUACGACGGCAUGUACCGCUGGCAUCUUUCGCGUGCCGUCCCAGUGCUCAACCAUAGCGGAGCUAUCUUGAAAUGGGUUGGUGUCACUAUCGAUAUUGAUGAUCUCUAUCUCGCUCAAAAAGCCGAGCUGCACAAGAAAUCCAACUUCCUGGCCAACAUGAGCCACGAACUGAGAACACCUUUCUCUGGAUUCCACGGAAUGUUAACUUUGCUGGGGUAUUCCAACCUGGAUGAAGAACAACAGGAGUGUGUUGGCACAGCCAAGGCUAGCUGCGAGAAACUGUUACUUAUUAUUGAUGAUCUCUUGGAUUUCUCGAAGCUGGAGGCCGACAAAGUGGUACUAGAAUCAUCACCAUUCGAUCUGGAGGAAGUCUUUGAGGAGGUAGAGGAUAUUGUGGAACCAUUAGCAUCUCAGAAAUCGCUUGAGCUCGCAUUUAUCAAAGCCGAUAAUGUGCCCGAGGUCUUGGUCGGAGAUUGUAACCGACUGAAGCAGAUCCUCUUGAAUCUUGUGGGCAAUGCUAUCAAGUUUACGCACUCUGGACAUGUCAUUGUGCGAUGUAAGGUUCUGGAGAGUGACUCGGAGAUGUCAGAUGUUGCAGAGGGCUCAUCCAUGGCGGAGGUACUCGACGACGACAAGUUCUAUUUUAAGCACGAGAAGAAUGGUGGUGGUCAGUGUCAAUCGGAGCUCCGUCCUCCCAAUUCCGGUCGCUUCUCAUCUCCAGAGCCAUUGAGUGAGCACUCGAUCAAACUGAUGUUCUCGGUUGAGGAUACAGGUAUCGGAAUCAGCUCAGAGGAGCAGGAGGUUUUGUUCUCGCCAUUCUCACAGGUCGACGGCAGCGCUACGAGAUCUUAUGGAGGAUCAGGAUUGGGUCUCUCUAUCUGUCUCCAGCUAGUCAAGCUGAUGAAGGGUCGCAUCGGUCUAAAGUCUGAGCGCGAAAAGGGUUCCACUUUCUGGUUUAUGAUUCAAUGCGAACAGAGCACUGCCGUGGAGGGCUCCACCAAGCUUGUACAGGAGGCGGAGGUUGGAGAUUCGACUAAGGAAAUCAAACGCAUUACAAGGACACUUGGGACACCCCGUAUCUUGAUCGCUUCUACCAGCCAAACGACCAUUAGCACCCUUCAGAACUAUCUCUCGGAUUUCAACACGGAGGUCGCAGAUGCACCUUCGACAGCCGCAUGUCGACUGGAGGAAUCCGUUGCCAAUGGAAUACGAUUCGACUUUGUCUGCUGGGACUUUCCCAAAGCAGAUCCGAACCACACCGUGAUGCUGGAUCUGAAGGCGAGGCCCGAUCUCAACAAUGUGCACUUUGUUCUGUUGUACACGCCGAAUACCGAAAUUAUUCGACGUGCUCAGUCCCUCCAGCUACCACCUACGAGCUCCUCGUCCAACUCCCUUGGAGGCGGAAGGAAAAGACCGACUCUUAGCCAGUCUGUGUCUCUGCGGGUGGAAAAUAGCGGCUCAGCUAUCUAUGGAAACUACACCUCUGGAAGCGAGGUCCCAGGACUUAGCCCAGAAAAGCUCAACAGCCUUCGCAUCACUUGUAUCUCAAAACCUAUCCGUCGCCUCAAAUUGCUACGCGCUUUUGUCGAAAUCUUAGAUGAUUCAGCAAAGAUCCAUGGAGCUCAUACAGUGAAGAAAGGAGUAGUUACACCGAGUGUUGCGCCGUCGAGCCCAACCACAUCAGCAGUAGCAGCCAUGGGAUCACCAAUCGCCUCACCUACCAUGCCUUCCACCUCAGGCGCUACACUAACACCUAUCAAUAUGACGCGCAGUUCAUCUACCGCUUUGAUAGUUUCACUCGAGGAGGCUUUAGGAAAAGAUGCUGCGAUAUCCAAAGAUGGUCAGGCCAGACCGGACUUGUACAAUGUCGACAGCGGCACACACUUUUUGAACCAGGCGCAGGAGCAAAAGACGAUCAGCCAGAGUCUUGCAGAGGCACAUCUUUUGCCACUGGGCAUUCAUUUGCAUUCUUCAGAUGCUACGCUGAGUACCCCACUGGAAAUUCUUGAAGUGGAGGAGCUGGUGACGAUUGAUGAGCGGGCUAUGACACCAGAACCCUCGCAAAUCCAAAAAUCAUCAGUGAACCAGACACCUGCUCCUAUUACGCCAAAGUCGGAUGGGUCCGGUAGCGUCCCAGAUGCAACCCAGGAGCAGUCGCUAAAAGAGAAGGAGACGAAGGAGCCGGCCGAGAAGGAAAAGGAAGGCGACAGGGACCAGGAAAAGGAAAAGGCUCUAACGAAUCCGAAGAAGCCUUUGUUCAGACAGAAGACACCUACCGGCACUUCAGGAAAGAAUGGCAAACUGCGUUCAAAUUCACCAAAACCAGCAAAGACGUCAAAAUUGGUCACAGAGGAGGCGACAGAGAUCUCGUUGUCGUUCGAGGAGGCCGAGAGGAUUGCAGGCAUGCGCAUCUUGCUGGCGGAGGACAAUGUGAUUGCACAGAAGGUGCUGUCGAAGCAGCUGGCAUUGUUUGGUCUCGCUAUAUCCUGCGCAAACGACGGAGCUGAUGCAUUGGCCCUGUUCAAAGCUCAUCCGAGAGGGUACUAUACCAUGGGGUUCUUUGACCACCAUAUGCCCAACUGCGAUGGAGUGCAAGCGACGCAACAGAUUCGUGCGCUGGAAAAGGAACAUGCCGCAGAGGUGAAGGGUCCUGUCCCACGACUGCCACUCGUGGCUGUCUCUGCGGAUAUCCAGGAAACUGCCCGUAAAGCCUGUCUCAACUCUGGUAUGGAGCGGUACGUGACCAAGCCCUUGAUGCAAAAGGAUUUAGUGGCCAUGGUUCGCCAUUACUGUGUGAUUGGUGAUGCUGAGGCUAGCACACUUCCAUAUGUACCCCCACCCGAGGGAACAGAAGUUUCAGCUAGUCUUGGAACAUCGAGUUCGAUGACUGUAACAUCAACCGUUGCGGCCAUGGUCUCUGCAGGGCACGUCUCAGCGCCUAUUGGAGUCAGCUCUGCACUCCAACCGUCCAUGCUCCACUCUGUCACAUCCGUGCCAGCCACCCAGGUCGGAGAGCCGACACUUGCACAGAAACCACCAGCUCCUAAGCGUGAUCUCGAGUUGUCUCCGGCAGCGUUGCGCGGUCUGGCCUUGAUCCGCGAGAAUACCAUGCAGGACGAGAGUUCGAAGGUCGGAGGCGGAGGAAAUAUCAAGUCAACGAACUUGACCCUUCCAACGGUGUCUUACGUGUCCUCUACUGCAGCUGCUGCGUCAUCUAUCGUAGCGCCUUUGCCACAGGUAUCUCGUAGUCUACACCACAGCAACAGCCUUACGGGACUGAACAUUAACCAGAGCUCGUCAUCACAGCUGCUGAGUGGGCCUCUGGGACAUGCGAUUACCAAGACAAACUCGUCCUCGUCAUUGUCAACAACCUACCAUUCCGGGACUAUUUCGUCCCCGAUUAUGUUCCCCUCAAUGUCCACGCCCACUGUCACGUCGGUUCCGGUAUCAAACGUUGCGGCAGCGACCACGGCACCUACGGCAAUGACGAUGACGAUGAUGGCAGGGAAUGGAUCGAAUCCGUCUUCGCUGCCGCACGUACCGGGCCCGAUUACUCCGGUGGCUGCAAUGGCUGCGGGGACAGCAACGGAGGCGAUGGCUGUGGCAUCUGCGGCGGCGAAUACAGUGAGCUCCACGAUCCAUGAGUCCCAGCCGUCGAUUUAUGCGGCACAGGGAACUGUAGUUUUGAGUGGAGGAAGUAUGUGUACGCCCUGGCCAAAUCUGUUAAACGGCGGAUCGAUUGAUCCGCACGCGCAGUCAUCGUUGUUGCAAAGGCAGCAGCAGAUACAGAUGUUGAUGGAGCAGCAGCAAUUUCAUAUUGGGCAGACACUACUACUGCAACAGCAACAGCAGCAGCAGCAGGCGUUGGGACUGAUGCAGGUACUGCAGGAGACGUUACCGGCGAAUGGGCCAGGAACGGCGGCAGCACAGCAGCAGCAGCAGCAGCAUGCUUAUCAUCCGCCGCAGGAGGUGUUUGUGCCGUACUUGCACCCAUGUGAGCCUUCGCCGACGGUUGAACAGGAGCAGGAUUCGAUUUUGAGUAGCCAGGUGUUAGCGACUUUGCCGGUGACUACGAGUGCGAGUGCGAGUGCGAGCGUAACAGCGACAGCGACAGCGAAUGGAUCAAUAGGAGAAGGAGGAGGAGGAGGAGGAGGAGGAGCUGUAGCACCGGGAUCGACGCUAAAUUCAGCGUUGGCGGCGAUGAAUAGUCCACCGUUGGCGCUGCACAGCUGGCUUCUGUAGAUGCAGAAAAAAAUAGCGCUGUAACUAUAAUAAUAAACUAUGCACGCGUUAACGUGAAG